AUGCAGGCAAACGCACCGGCUGCCGCAGACCGUGGCGAUAUUGCCAAGGCCUCCAACACUCGAGAAAGCCCCGCCUCUCAUACGACUAGCACCGAUCACCCUCCUUCGCAGGGUCACCAGCGACUCGUGUUCACUGACCCGGUCGCCCUCCGGUAUCUCGAAGAAGACCCUGCUACCGAUGUGCUCCACCGUCGCGCGACCUUACAAGGCUACGAAACCUACAUCGUCGAGCAAUGGGCCUGCUCGCGCGCCCAUCCCACCUUCAUCAUCUCGACCUACACCGGCGACCCUUCGCAUACGGUGAUCGUUGGGGUACUCAGCGUUGCUACCGAUGAAACUACAUGGUCGCCGCGUUUGCGCAUGUACUUCGAUGCGGUAAAGCAAUCCCAUGCUCGGAAAAAGGAGACACCUCUGGGGACGGUCAUGGUCACGGACCUGGGCUCGUUCCCAUCUGCUCUUACUGUGAUACCGGUGCCAGGUGGUGAUCUCAAGCGACAUCGGGAAGACUUUAUUGUGAAUGAGGACUUGAAGCGCCUCGGUUGCGCAGGCCGCGCCGGCUUAAAGCUUCAGCCUCCGUCAACAGCCACCGGGGCGAAAUUCCAUCAGCUAUACCGGACCAGUGAGCGGGUUCCUCUCUACGCGGCAAUUAUUGAUCUGGUAAAGCUCUGCCAAAUCGCGCUGCUGGUGUUCGGCAAGCUCGCUCCGGAGUAUGUGGAUGGUUUGCUCUGCGACGUAACCGAGGCAGCUAUUAGCGACUGGUGGACCGAUAUCGGUACCGACCUGUACAAUAUCGAGCCGAACGAUGGCAUCCUGGGGCCGACCAGUGUGGCCGCCUUGUUAGGCACGCUCCUAGGGGCGAGAAACCGACUCCACGCCUACGGGGCCCCCGUGCCGAAGGAUGCCUUCGAUAUCGACAACCUGAAGAGAGGGAUUGGCGGCUUCCAAAAAUCACAAAAGAUGAGCCGGUCGCGAAGACUGGACCGACCAACCUUAAACCGGUUACACCGUGCCACGGCCAAAGCGGCGAAUUCAGAGGGUUGGACUGACGCCGUCAAGUCAACUAUGGCCGAGCUCAGCGGCCAAGGUGGUGAAAUGGUCAUGGGCAUGGUACGCGGACGUGACAAAGGAGGCAUUGCCGAUGUCGAAACCCUCGACCUGGACAAUUUUGUACAGUGUUGCUACGGGAGAAGAGCGAAAUGGUUGUGGCUGGGCAAACCACGCAAGAGCUUUGAUGACACCUUCUCACGCCCACCGGGGGCGAAUAUGAUGUUUACAGCCGACGAGCAAGGUGGCUAUGUCUGGACUAGUCGCAAGAAGCAGCACUCCUCCGAGGACUUGCCCCCUGAUCGUGUUGGGGCAGGCUUGGAUCGACCUUCCAAGGCCACCGAUCCGGCAGCUACGGAAGAAAAGGAGCACCGAAGAAAAGUUGUCAGUGGCCGCGUCUCUGAUGCUCGGGCUGGCCUUGGUCGCUUCAAGGACGCAGUGGGAAUACCAGGUCUACGUUCCCAUCACCAUAAACAUCGCGAGAGCAUGGAUUUGACUCACGAUGCUGCUUACCGUCCAUCCAUCGAUAGCGAGGUUGAAAGACCCUUCAUCCACACACGGACAGGCUCUGACUUUCAGCCUGACCCAAAAAUGGGAGAUGACGCUGGAGCUCGGCCUCAUGAGGAUGAUCACACUACUCAACCCACCACUACACUUGAUUCAGGGGGCGAGCUCAAGCCACCUGAAAUCCACAUUGAAUCUGCGCCCUCCGGAGAUCCUGAAUCUCAGGACCAGCACCCUGAUCAAAUAGCUGCCGACGAAGAGUCCGACAUAGAACGUAUAAGGACCCGGUCGACGGCAGGAUCGAGUGACCGUGAUCGUGACGAACCAGUGACUGGUCUGGCCCUGAUGGCCUUGCGACGACCGCAGAGCUGUGAAGAAUUGCGAGAUAUCGAAAGCGAGAUCCAGCGACGAGACCACAAUUCCGCGAGACACCUUUCCUUCAGCACCGUCGAAGAGGUGGUUCUGAACUGGGAGCCACUGGGCGGUAAAGCGAUGGUCAAAGACACCGCGGAUCUCGAAGAGGCCAUCGCCCAGGAAGACAUGCUCGCAUCGGAUGCGCGCAUUUUCAGUUCCCGUAUUCUGGAAUUGAGCCAACGCACCGUACCUUGGGUUGAGCGACAGGUGGAAUCGGUGGACAGGCUCAACCAGAUUCUGUACGACCGGCACGAAGAUCUUAACUCGAUCUACCUGGAGCGAUUCGGCGAUUAUCAGCGAUUGCGGGAACGGUCUAGCGACCUGCUCACCGAUGAACACUCGCAUCUCAACGACAGUGUCAAACGCGUGGAGUUGCUGGGUGCCAAAUUAGACUAUGAACUGCAUGUUCUUGAGUCCAAAGUCGAGGACAUGGAGGCUGGCCUAGGUGACUUCGAGCGUCACAUCGUCAACGUCGAAACGAGAAUCAAGGCCCUGGUCAAGGGUGAAGAGCAGCACAGCGGCUCCUCAUGGAUGGAGUGGCUCGGACGAUCCCUUGGCUUUUUGAAUCGCUAA
This is a messenger RNA of Penicillium alfredii, 2535 nucleotides long. RefSeq names its product putative Sin3 complex subunit (Stb2). Gene Ontology annotation, cellular component: Sin3-type complex. The record is from RefSeq and is a predicted model, not a curated record. Bases 1 to 2535 code for a protein of 844 amino acids. Lineage: Eukaryota; Fungi; Ascomycota; Eurotiomycetes; Eurotiales; Aspergillaceae. The transcript has a single exon.